AUGAACACGGUCGUGUCGCGCGCCAAAGAUCGCACGCUUUGCACAUCCGUUCCUUGGACCUGGUUCCCAUUUCCCCUCUCGCUAACAUGCAGCAAUCAACACAGCCUCUGCGCUACGAGUGAUGAAAACUGCCCUGACGAAACGAUGAGACCACCGCUUUCCUCUCACGAACGUACAUGGUCUAUUCAAGUAGACGUACGUGACUGUUACAUACGCCUGUUGGGUCCACGUUUAUGA
Ascochyta rabiei is the source of this 237-nucleotide messenger RNA. RefSeq lists its product as uncharacterized. Lineage: Eukaryota; Fungi; Ascomycota; Dothideomycetes; Pleosporales; Didymellaceae. The coding region runs from base 1 to 237 and encodes 78 amino acids. The record is from RefSeq and is a predicted model, not a curated record. The transcript has 2 exons.